Messenger RNA from Closterium sp. Naga37s-1, 3426 nucleotides. The record is from the annotation of a GenBank genome assembly. Lineage: Eukaryota; Viridiplantae; Streptophyta; Zygnematophyceae; Desmidiales; Closteriaceae.
AUGGAUAAUCUGAUAGGUCUCGUGAAUCGGCUUCAGCAGGCGUGCACGGUGUUAGGAGACUAUGGCGUGUCGAGCGCCGAAGACGCGCUUCCGACGCUAUGGGAGCAGCUUCCGUCGGUGGCUGUGGUGGGAGGUCAGAGUUCGGGCAAAUCGUCGGUGCUAGAGAGCAUUGUGGGGAAGGAUUUCCUUCCUCGAGGAUCAGGCAUCGUUACCCGGCGGCCACUGGUGCUGCAGCUGCACAAGGUGGACUCAGCAGCCGAAUACGCGGAGUUCCUGCACCACCCGGGCAAGAAGUACACUGACUGGGCUGCUGUGAGAAAGGAGGUUGCUGAUGAAACGGAUCGAAUCACUGGGAAGACCAAGAUGAUCUCGCCUGUCCCCAUCCACCUCAGCAUCUACUCACCCAAUGUGGUGAACCUGACUCUGGUGGAUCUGCCCGGACUCACAAAGAUUGCUGUGGAGGGCCAAUCGGAGACCAUUGUGAGGGACAUUGAGGAGAUGGUUCGGCAGUACGUGGAGAAGCCCAACUGCAUCAUCCUGGCAGUGUCCCCCGCCAAUCAAGACAUUGCCACCUCCGAUGCCAUGCGCAUGGCCAGAGAGGUCGACCCUGAGGGCGAGAGGACAUGGGGUGUGCUCACGAAGCUCGACCUCAUGGACAAGGGCACCAACGCGCUUGACGUGCUAGAGGGGCGUUCGUACAAGCUCAAGUACCCGUGGGUGGGCGUGGUGAACCGCUCUCAGGCCGACAUCAACCGCAACGUAGACAUGCUGGCAUCCCGGCGCAAGGAGAGGGAAUACUUCCAGACUUCUGCUGACUACUCGCAUCUCGCCAACCGCAUGGGGACCGAGUACCUCGCCAAGAUGCUCUCCAAGCAUCUAGAGCAAGUGAUUCGCUCCAAGAUUCCGGGCAUCCAGUCGCUCAUCAACAACAACAUUGACGACCUUGAGAAGGAGAUGAACGCCCUGGGGCGGCCCAUUGGGGGUGAAGCGGGGGCCCAGCUAUACACGGUGCUGGAGAUGUGUCGAGCGUUUGACAAGAUAUUCAAGGAGCACCUGGACGGCGGUCGGCCGGGAGGAGAUCGAAUCAACGCGGUGUUUGAGACGAAGCUGCCAGCGGCACUCAACAAGCUCCCCUUCGACAAGCACCUCUCCAUCCAGAAUGUGAGGCGGAUUGUGGCGGAGGCGGACGGGUACCAGCCGCAUCUGAUCGCCCCAGAGGGCGGUUACCGGCGGCUGAUAGAGAGCGCGCUGCUCAUGUUCAAGGGGCCGGCAGAAGCAGUGGUGGACGAGGUGCACUUCAUUCUCCGGGACCUCGUUCGCAUCUCCGUGGGGGAAACCACCGAGCUGCUCCGGUUCCCGUCGCUCCAGGCUGAGCUCUCUGCUGCUGCCACCCAGUCGCUGGAAAGUUUUCGGGAGAAUAGCCGGAAGCUGACCGUGCGAUUGGUGGAGAUGGAGACGAGUUAUCUGACCGUGGAGUUUUUUCGGCGGCUGCCCGGGCUGGAGAAUUUGGAGGACGGGAUGGAGGUGAAGCAGGGGAAGGAUGGGAAGAAGGGGGGUGGGAGUGGCGGGAGUAGCAAGAUCAAGGCGCUGAAGGGCAGUGGGGAUAAGCUGCCUACCGGGGCGGAUCGAUACCAGGAAAUGCACUUCAGGAGAAUCGGCUCCAACGUGUCAACCUAUGUGGGCAUGGUCAUGGAGUGCUUGCAGAACUCCAUCCCCAAAGCCGUGGUGCACAGCCAGGUCCGGGAAGCCAAGCGGCGGCUGCUGGAUCGGUUCUAUGCAAUGGUGGGCAGAGAGGACGGGAAGGCCCUGGCGAAGCUGCUAGACGAGGAUCCAGACGUGAUGGCUCGGAGGCAGGCUGCAUGGAAGAGGCUGGAGCUGCUGCGCAAGGCGAGGAAUGAGAUUGAUAGUGUUGGAUGGGCCCAAGCCCUCGAUAGGUCGCUCGCAUCGCCUGCGUGGACGGAUCGCGAUGCCGUCGCGGCUGCUGUCAGGCGCCAUCUGGUAACGGAUUGCGAGGAGCAAAAUGUCAGCACCGGUCCCGGCCCAAACGGCAACAUUCUCGGGGAAUCCAAUAAGGGGAAUGUUCUUCCGGGCUCCAACACAGCCGGUGCUGGCGACGAUGCCGCUGGGAAGCCGGCGCGUCGCGCGCCCUUCUCGGAGAAGGUGGUCGAGGCGCGGACGCGCGAGUUAAUCGACGUGUUGGACAGCCUGCGCACCGCGGGAGAGGCAAAUCUGGAGUCGCUCGCGCUGAGCAACGAGAGUAUCCGGGAAGACGGCGUGGAUUGCGGCGACGACCGACAAUGGCGGUUGAAGGAGGAGGGGAAGGAGCACCGAGUGCUGUACCGCAAGGGCCCCGAGGGCACGCCGCUGCACGAGAUCUGCCUGGAAGGGAUCAUCAACGGCCCUCUUGACACCUUGCUGGCGGUGGUGUGGGAAGUCCCGUUCUUCAAGGACUGGUGGCCACAGUUCAGCGUGCCGCCCUUCAAGGUGCUAGAGUCCAAAUUCGCCCACCGCAUCGCUCCGGGGCUAGAGCUCAGCUACCUGCAGUUCAGGUCGCCAUGGCCCUUUGCCACGCGAGAGCUGCUCUUUUUUGCCUUUAUGGUUCACGACACUGCCACAGGCCUCUUUGUCGCCUCCGUGCUCUCGCCACCUGACGACAUAUCACACAUGGACCCAGAGACAGCAGCCCUGCACCCUUCCGCCAUCCCCUCUGUGGCGCCGGGCUGUGUGCGCAUGACUGUGGGCGGCGGCUUUGCAGGCCAGGACCUGGGGGGCGGCCACUGCUACUUCCGCGGUGCAUGCACGCUGGAUAUGAAAUUCGACCUCAUGCCCCCAUGGCUCAUCAAUUUCGUCGCCCGGCAACUAGCCGGCUCUGGUUACCACCUGCUCUGCCACGAAGUGGACACCAACGUUAAAGCCACCGCCGCCACUGCUGCUGCUGGUGUGAAAUCACUGAAAUGUGACAAGAAGAACGGGCGUGGGGCGUUUCAGCAACUUCUGGCCUCUGAUCCAGUCUAUGUGGGUCUGAGGAAAGCGAUGGAGGAGUAUAGACGGGGUAAGGAGGAGGAGGAGGAGGGGAGGAGGAGGGAAGGGAGUGAGGAGGAGGGUAGGUCGUUGAGAAAAUUGGGUGAGAAGGUGGAGGAGGAGGUGGAGCGGCUUGUUUCGUCUUUAUCUAAGAGGGAGAGUACACUUGGGCCUGAGGAGGCAGAGAAGGCUCUGCUACAGCUGGAGGCCGCUGCUGCUUCAGCUCUCCGUUACCCAGUCCUUUUCUUCCGGACCUCUGCCUUUGGCUCGGCAUGGAGGUCUGGAAGCUGGAGAGGGCAUGGGGAGCCUGCUUCGGGAGUCCUCCUCUGUACGCUCGGGGCCGCUUCCAAGCAUCCGAACCGUUACUGGCAGCACCAGCAGCAGCAGCUAUGGUGUCAUUGCUAA